This is a messenger RNA of Malus domestica (apple), 1469 nucleotides long. RefSeq names its product probable inactive purple acid phosphatase 16. Gene Ontology annotation, molecular function: hydrolase activity, acting on ester bonds. The record is from RefSeq and is a predicted model, not a curated record. NCBI's taxonomy places the organism in Eukaryota, Viridiplantae, Streptophyta, Magnoliopsida, Rosales, Rosaceae. Gene Ontology annotation, cellular component: cytoplasm.
CAAAAAGGCCAUAGGCAUUGUCCCCGUCUCGUAAGGAAUAUGCCGUCGUUAACAUUAAACACGACAGCGCGCCUGUAGCCCUGCUUUACUGCGUCAUGACAGAGACGGGGCAAUUCUUGUUCUUCACAUCAUGUCUGUACAUCAUCAUCUACUCUCUGAUCAUCUCCACUGUCGUCGUCGCUCUACCCACCAAGCCAGAAGGUUACGAUCUACGGCCGGGUGCAGCAGAUGCACCGUUCAAGAUCGCUCUGUUCGCCGACCUGCAUUUUGGAGAGGCCGAGUCCACCGAAUGGGGCCCUCUACAGGAUGUUAAUUCUACUAGGGUCAUGUCCUCUGUACUCGAUCAUGAAACCCCAGAGUUUGUUAUCUAUCUCGGAGAUGUCAUCACAGCUAAUAAUAUAUUAAUUAGAAAUGCAAGCUUGUAUUGGGAUCAGGCAAUUUCUCCAACAAGAGCCAGGGGUAUUCCUUGGGCCAGUGUGUUUGGGAACCAUGAUGAUGCAGCAUUUGAGUGGCCGAUUGAGUGGUUUUCGGCUCCUGGAAUUCCUAAAAUUCAUUGUCCUGUAGCCAAUUCAUCAUGCUCAGGGAAAGAAGACUGUAGCUUCCAGGGAACUCAACGUUUGGAGAUAAUGAAAAAUGAGAUUGAGCUUAACACGCUAUCACAUUCUAGAUAUGGCCCGAAGGGGCUUUGGCCUAGUGUAUCCAACUAUGUCCUCCAAGUUUUGUCAUCAGAAGAUCCCAAGUCAGCUGUGGCAUUUUUGUACUUCCUAGAUUCUGGUGGUGGUUCCUACCCAGAAGUUAUAUCCGGCGCCCAAGCAGAAUGGUUCCGGCAGAAAGCUCUAGAGAUUAACCCUGAUUCAAGUGUCCCAGAGAUAAUCUUUUGGCAUAUACCAAGUCGUGUGUAUGAGAAAGUUGCUCCAAAGUUCGGCAUACACAAGCCUUGCGUGGGUUCACUUAACGAAGAGCAAGUAGCACCUCAAGAAGCUGAAAUGGGUAUGAUGAAACUUUUGGCCGAAAGGAAAUCUGCCAAGGCAAUAUUUGUAGGACACAACCAUGGAUUAGACUGGUGCUGUCCCCAUAAAGAAUUGUGGCUAUGUUUUGCUAGGCAUACCGGUUAUGGCGGUUAUGGAAACUGGGAUAGAGGAGCUAGAAUUGUGGAAAUCACUCAAAAGCCUUUCUCCGUUAAAUCUUGGAUAAGAAUGGAGGAUGGCAAUGUCCAUAGUGAAGUUGUCUUGAGUCCCUGAAAACUUUUCAUUCCAAUUUUAUGUCCUAUUGCAACAGAGAGAGAAGUUUUCCAUCUUUACAAAAGUACAAUAAAAUAACAUGAAAAUAAAUAAUACAUAUACAUACACAUGACCGUACAUCUGUCUGUAUAUAAAUCGUAUACAUUUUGUUUAUUCACCACUCAAUAUAUGUAUAAACAAUAUGCUAUGAUGCGUAGAUACUGCAAUGCCAGAAAUAAAUUUCAAAUU